This is a messenger RNA of Tripterygium wilfordii, 2239 nucleotides long. Its product is annotated as serine/threonine-protein kinase PBS1-like. Gene Ontology annotation, molecular function: ATP binding; protein kinase activity. Lineage: Eukaryota; Viridiplantae; Streptophyta; Magnoliopsida; Celastrales; Celastraceae. The coding region runs from base 462 to 1850 and encodes 462 amino acids. The record is from RefSeq and is a predicted model, not a curated record. Gene Ontology annotation, biological process: protein phosphorylation. The transcript is spliced from 5 exons.
AUUUUUUCCCGUGUCAGCGUCUUUUGCUUUUCCAUUUAUUUUCUUGUUUUUGGUCAAACAGAGAAGAUGGGUAGAUAAAUAGAGAGGGAGCUCUUAUAUGAACAGUAAAGAGAGUAUAGACGGAGCCGAAGACAAAAGCCGGCUUGUUCCAGUUCUCUUUCGCUGCUAAAUUCUCAUUUUCACACCACCGAGAAUCAAGUGCUCUCGUUUUCUUUUACUUUUUUAAUCGAUAAAAUAUAUUUCUAUUUGUUUUUAACCAGUUGACAUAUGUUGGUGUGAUUUCUAUUGGUGUUCUAAUCUGAUCGGGGAGGGAGAAGGAAUUGGACAAGGAAAGUUUUCAUUUUUGAUGGGAUUUUCGAAGAUAAUAGGAUUAUGAGAUGAACUUGUUAAUUGGGUUUUUUUGGGAUAAAUCUGCCAAGUUGGAGGUGUAAGGAUUUGCAAGGUUUGAUUGAUUUGAGCAGAUGGGUUGUUUCCCUUGUUUCGAUUCAAGAGAGGAGGAGAUACUGAAUCCAGUUCAAGAUAACGAUGAUGCAAAACAAAGCCAGGCAACAGUCCCCCCUCACAUUUCCAGAUUGUCUUCUGGAGUAGAGAGACUCAGAUCAAGAAGCAAUGGAGGGUCUAAGAAGGACCUACCUGGUUCAAGGGAUGGGAUUCCUGCUGUCCGAAUUGCUGCUCAAACAUUUACUUUUCGUGAGCUUGCUGCUGCAACUGAGAAUUUCAGGCCAGAGAGCUUCUUAGGAGAAGGAGGAUUUGGACGUGUAUAUAAGGGACGACUGGAAAGCACCGGUCAGGUUGUUGCUGUAAAACAAUUGGAUACAAAUGGUCUACAAGGUAACAGGGAAUUUCUAGUGGAAGUCCUCAUGCUUAGCCUUCUUCAUCAUCCAAACUUAGUGAACUUGAUUGGCUACUGUGCUGAUGGGGAGCAACGUCUCCUUGUCUAUGAGUUUAUGCCUUCGGGAUCUUUGGAAGAUCACCUCCAUGAUCUUCCACCUGAUAAGGAACCCCUCGAUUGGAACACAAGAAUGAAAAUAGCUGCUGGUGCAGCUAAAGGUUUGGAGUACCUGCAUGAUAAAGCAAGGCCUCCAGUAAUUUAUAGGGAUUUCAAGUCCGCCAACAUAUUAUUGGAUGAAGACUUUCAACCAAAGCUUUCUGAUUUUGGCCUUGCAAAGCUUGGUCCUGUCGGGGACAACUCACAUGUUUCCACCAGGGUUAUGGGUACUUAUGGUUAUUGUGCCCCUGAAUAUGCCAUGACCGGACAGCUGACAGUGAAAUCUGAUGUCUAUAGUUUUGGAGUAGUCUUCUUAGAGUUGAUUACUGGACGUAAAGCAAUUGAUGGCACCAAACCCCAUGGAGAGCAGAACCUUGUUAUAUGGGCACGUCCACUGUUCAACGAUCGCAGGAAAUUUUCGAAACUGGCAGAUCCACUGCUGGAAGGUCGCUAUCCAAUGCGGGGUCUCUACCAAGCAUUGGCUGUGGCAUCCAUGUGCAUCCAAGAACAGGCUGCCACUCGUCCUCUCAUUGGGGAUGUGGUUACUGCUCUCUCUUAUCUGGCGAACCAGUCAUACGACCCGAACUCUCAUGGCUACAGAGGUUCUGGAGAUAGGGAUGAGAAAAGAAACAGAGAUGAGAGAGGUGGAAGGAUAUUAAAGAAUGAGGAAGGCGGAGGAUCUGGACGUAGAUGGGAGUUGGAAGGAUCUGAGAAAGAGGACUCCCCAAGAGAAACUGCAAGGAUGUUAAACAGGGAUUUAGAUAGAGAACGAGCUGUUGCUGAAGCUAAGAUGUGGGGAGAGAAUUGGCGAGAAAAAAGAAGACAAAGUGCACAAGGCAGUUUUGAUGGCAAUAACGGGUAGUAGCCGCCUAGCUGGUGACAAUGUCAGCACCAUUCUCCACGUUUGCGUCUUCUGCAGCAUUUUCUUACCAGACUGAAGAUCCUGAAGCCAAGCUUUCGUUCUGCUGGUCCAUCCAAAAUGGUGAUGGUUGUUGAAGUAGUUGGUGUAAUCAAGUAAACUUUUCUCUCACUUUUCUUUUAGGUCCUUUUUUGGAAAAUAGAAGAAGAAGAAGAUGGUAAUGAUGACAAAUGCAGUGAUGAAAAGCAUAGUCAAAGAGUGUACAUUAUCUGCUAGAAGAGCAAGAACGGAACAGACAUUUAUAAAUUUUGAGAGGAGUGUUAUGAUCUGCUUGCUCUUGAUAUUUGCUUUCUUAUAAUAUGCAUCAAAAACAUCUCUUGCUGUUCUCUUGA